UUUCUUCCACACUGCAGAACAGUGAACUCUUAGAUCUGAAUUAUUUAUGUUCUACUUCUCAACCCAGUAUAAAUCUCUAAUGGUACAAAGCUCUGCUUGGUGUAGUGGGAUAAAAAUUUAUUGCAGUCUUGUGAAAAGCUUUAUAUGAACUGUAUAAAUGUUCAGGAGACUGAGAAAUGCUCUUUAGUAACUGCAUACUGCAGAAGCCAUAAAUGCCAUAACAUGGAUGAGUUUCAAAAUCCAGCUCAAUAAAAUCUUCAGGACUUUUAACUAGUCACCAACUUCCUGUCCUCAUUGAGGCCACUUGAGAGAUAGUGGCCCCUCAGGUAAAUUCAGAAAUGUCUUCCAAGAUUCCUGAAGUGUCUUCAUUGGUGUCUGAGGCCCAAUCAGUUUUCACUGCAACAUAUGGAGGCUCUGCAGAUGUAGCAGUUUCAGCGCCAGGCAGAGUCAAUAUCAUUGGAGAGCACACUGAUUAUAAUGAUGGCUUUGUUUUUCCCAUGGCUCUUCCACUAGUAACUGUUAUUAUUGGGAGGAAGACAGAGUCAGGGAUGUGUCGAGUGCACACACUUUCGGAAUUUGCUGAUAAACCUCUACAAGUGGAAUUUGAAGCCCCUUCUCAAUCAGCUCCUCUCAAACCUGGUGUACCAAAUUGGGCCAAUUACAUUAAAGGAGUUGUUGCCAAUUUUCCUGGAGUUGUUAGUGGCUUUGAUGCAGUAGUGACUACAUCAGUCCCACUUGGAGGUGGACUCUCCAGUAGUGCUUCACUUGAAGUAGCAACUUACACUUUCCUUGAGGCCAUCACUGGAACCAAAGCCCCAAGCUUAAAGGAAAAGGCAUUAUCUUGUCAGAAAGCCGAGCAUGAUUUUGCAAACAUGCCUUGUGGGAUCAUGGACCAGUUCAUCUCUACUAUGGCAAGAGAAGGAUAUGCUCUUCUUAUUGACUGCAGAUCGCUAGAAUCAACAUUGGUGCCACUGAAUGACCCCUCUGUCUCAUUUGUCAUCAUCAACUCUAAUGUGCGUCAUACACUUUCCGGAACUGAAUAUCCUACUCGUCGCAAACAGUGUCAUGAAGCUGCUAAAGCCAUGAAAAAAGAGAGUCUACGGGAUGCAACGCUGCAAGAUUUAGAAACUCUCAAAUCUUCUUUGAGUGAAGAAGUGUACAGAAGAGCCCGACAUGCUAUCUCGGAGAUCCACCGGACGCAGCAAGCAGUGUCUGUACUCAAGAAAGCAGAUUAUUCACAGUUUGGAAAGUUAAUGACUGAAUCGCAUAAUUCACUCAGGGCUGACUAUGAUGUGUCAUGCAGUGAGCUGGACCAGCUAGUGGAAGCUGCCUUGGAAGUUGAGGGUGUGUUUGGGUCAAGGAUGACUGGUGGAGGAUUUGGCGGCUGCACUGUUACAUUGGUGAAGCAGGACUGUGUAGACCGCCUCAUCUCUCACAUAUUGAAAAAGUACAAAGGUAAACCCACUUUCUAUGUUUGUGUGCCCUCUGAAGGGUCUCAACAGUUAUCUCUGAAAAGCUCAGGUUUGUAAGAUAUAUAUAAGUUUAUAUACUUGCAAGAUAAGUGCCUAUGACAGAUAGUUUUAUUUACUGGACCAAAUAACUGCCAUUCUUGCAGUUUGUAUUUAUGAAUGCUUUAUCAUAUACUGUACAGUAUAUAUGAUUUAAAUUUUUUAUAUAAUGUUUAUUGAGCUGUGUAUAUCAUGUAAGAAGUUCUGAACAAUAUUAACCAUAUUAAUUUGCAUAUACAGUAGUGCUAAUGCACAUCUUUUGGAAUAUUGUAUUUUGCACACUAAUAUAAAUAUAUAUAUAAUAUAUAUAUAUAUAUAUAUAUAUAUAUAUAUAUAUAU
Messenger RNA from Procambarus clarkii (red swamp crayfish), 1847 nucleotides. Its product is annotated as galactokinase. The record is from RefSeq and is a predicted model, not a curated record. Gene Ontology annotation, biological process: galactose metabolic process; carbohydrate phosphorylation. Gene Ontology annotation, cellular component: cytosol; cytoplasm. NCBI's taxonomy places the organism in Eukaryota, Metazoa, Arthropoda, Malacostraca, Decapoda, Cambaridae. Gene Ontology annotation, molecular function: galactokinase activity; ATP binding.